AUGUAAAUACUCAGAGUUUGUAAAGAUUUUGAUAGCAAAGUUAAGGAAAAUGAUAAAUUUAUACAAUACAAUUAAUUUAGUAAAUAGAUUAUAUAAUCAUUAUAAUUGAUGCAUUUGUGGCUCUAGGAGGUGAAUCAGAUGAGAGUGAAUAUGUAAAUUAAAAUAAAAUUAUUGGAAUAUUAUCAGAUGAAUUGAAUUUUUAUAUUGAUAUUGAUGAAUUAUUAGAAUAACUUGAAAUAUCAAAAGAAAGUUUAGAUUUUUAAAUAUUUUUUAGAUUAUUUAGAGCAAAAAAUAAAAAUUCAAUAAAGCAAAAUAAAAGUUUAUUAUCAAUAUUAUUUUAUAUUAAUUUUAAAAGCUUUUAUCUCAUCGAUCCUUAAGUCAAAGAUCUACUUCUAGUAUUUCAACAGUAAAAAUUAAAUUGA
This is a messenger RNA of Paramecium sonneborni, 422 nucleotides long. Lineage: Eukaryota; Ciliophora; Oligohymenophorea; Peniculida; Parameciidae. The record is from the annotation of a GenBank genome assembly.